This is a messenger RNA of Lolium rigidum, 831 nucleotides long. RefSeq lists its product as uncharacterized. The record is from RefSeq and is a predicted model, not a curated record. Lineage: Eukaryota; Viridiplantae; Streptophyta; Magnoliopsida; Poales; Poaceae. The coding region runs from base 16 to 831 and encodes 271 amino acids. The transcript is spliced from 4 exons.
CGCCGCCUCGCGACGAUGCUUCUGGUGAGCCAGGCCGCGAACGGCUCCCUCUCCGCGCGGCGGCUGCCCUCCAAGCCGCCCGCCAGCCACCGGGGCGCCAACCCCUACCCACUCUUCGCCAACCCCCGCAUCGCGCGCCGCCGCCUCGCGCUCUCCGGCGCCGACGCGCCCCGCCGCGCCUCGGCGCAGCCCCGCGCGGCCGCGGGCGAGGGGCCCUCCGGCUCCGCCGCCGCCGAGGACCCGGUCCUCGUCGGCGUCAACGACGACCGCGUGCCCCUCGAGGGCGUCAUCCAGGUCGAGAAGCCCGGCGGCGCCGACGCGCAGGCCAAGCUCGUCUCCUACGCGAAGGUGGGGCUUCUGGCCGGAGGGGACCUGCUUUGCCUCCUGGUCUUCUCCGCGAUUGGAAGGUUGAGCCAUGGCCUGCCCGCCCUUGACGCCGAGACGUUCAAGACGGCCGACCCGUUCAUUGCCGGUUGGUUGCUCAGCGCCUACUUCCUCGGUGGGUUUGGAGAUGAGGCCAAAGGAAGCAAUGGUGUGGGGAACGCUGUAACUGUUGCAGCGAAAUCCUGGGCGGUUGGAAUUCCGUUAGGAAUUGCCAUUCGUUCACUGGCCUCUGGUCAUAUUCCACAAACUCCUUUUAUCUUGGUGGCCAUGGGAAGCACUGGGGUCUUGUUAACUGCAUGGCGUGCUCUGGCUUCCCAAGUUCUUUCCACUGGACAGCAGAAGAAGGAUGAUGUCUACAAAAAAGGAAACCCUUUUGAGCUUUUUGAGGUUAGAAUUUCUUUUAACAAUUACCACAGUACCGGUGAUUUCAUGCAGAUCUUUGCAUGA